GGACACGUGGGGACACGGCCAGGACAUGGGCGUCCCCGGCGCUAUCCCCGGUGUCCCUGGUGCUGUCCCCAACGUCCCCGUGUGUCCCCAGGGUUCCUGAGCACGGGGGACCAGGCGGCCAAGGGCAACUACGGGCUGCUGGACCAGAUCCAGGCGCUGCGGUGGCUGCACGAGAACGUGGGGCACUUUGGGGGCGACCCCCAGCGCAUCACCAUCUUCGGCUCCGGCGCCGGCGCCGCCUGCGUCAGCCUCCUCAUCCUCUCCCACCACUCCGAAGGCCUGUUCCAGAAGGCCAUCGCGCAGAGCGGCACGGCCAUCGCCAGCUGGUCCGUCAACUACCAACCGCUCAAGUACACGCGGCUGCUGGCGGCCAAGGUGGGCUGCGAGCGCGCCGACACCGGCGCCGCCGUCGAGUGCCUGCGGCGCCAGCCCUUCCGCGCCCUGGUGGACCAGGACGUGCAGCCCGCCCGCUACCACGUGGCCUUCGGGCCGGUGGUGGACGGCGACGUGGUGCCCGACGACCCCGAGAUCCUGAUGCAGCAGGGGGAGUUCCUCAACUAUGACAUCCUCAUCGGGGUCAACCAGGGCGAGGGGCUCAAGUUCGUGGAGGACUCGCUGGAGAGCGAGGACGGCAUCUCGGCCUCCUACUUCGACUUCACCGUCUCCAACUUCGUGGACAACCUGUACGGCUACCCCGAGGGCAAGGACAUCCUGCGCGAGACCAUCAAGUUCAUGUACACGGACUGGGCCGACCGCGACAACGGCGAGAUGCGGCGCAAGACGCUGCUGGCCCUCUUCACCGACCACCAGUGGGUGGCCCCGGCGGUGGCCACGGCCAAGCUCCACGCCGAGUACCAGUCGCCCGUCUACUUCUACACCUUCUACCACCACUGCCAGACGGACGCGCGGCCCGAGUGGGCGGACGCGGCGCACGGCGACGAGAUCCCCUACGUCUUCGGGGUGCCCAUGGUGGGCGCCACCGACCUCUUCCCCUGCAACUUCUCCAAGAACGACGUCAUGCUCAGCGCCGUCGUCAUGACCUACUGGACCAACUUCGCCAAGACGGG
Molecule: messenger RNA, 1067 nt
Organism: Parus major (Great Tit)
Lineage: Eukaryota; Metazoa; Chordata; Aves; Passeriformes; Paridae
Product: neuroligin-2-like
Exons: 2
Biological process (GO): synaptic vesicle endocytosis; chemical synaptic transmission; presynaptic membrane assembly
Cellular component (GO): postsynaptic specialization membrane; cell surface; synapse
Molecular function (GO): neurexin family protein binding; signaling receptor activity
Source: RefSeq, a predicted model, not a curated record